AUGGCCAGACGAACCGGUGUAGGCUACACCUCGCUGCAACGACACCUCGAUUCGCAGUCCCACUACAGUAAGCUUCCUUAUCUUCUCUCUCUCUCUCUCUCUCUCUCUCUCUCUCUCUCUCUCUCUCCCCGCCCCUUUCCGGGCGUCCACUAAGCCCCUAUCUCAUCUGCAGGCACGCUCUCGACCACGCUCCUCAGCUCCCAGGCCCAAUCUCUCCAAGCCCAACUACAAACGUUCACCACCGCUCUCGCGUCCUUCUCGACGACCCAUCGAGCUCGCAUCCUCUCCUCCCCGACCUUCCGCUCCGAAUUCACUCGUCUCUGCGCCGAGUUGGGCUUGGACCCUUUAGGCGGUGGCAAGAAGAAGCUCUGGGAUCGGCUAGGUUUGGGCGAAUGGUAUGUGGCUUUGGGCGUGCAGGUCGUGGACGUUUGUUUGGGCUUGAGGGACGCGACCGGUGGAUUGGUCAGCGUUGAAGUUGUCUUACGGGCGGUCAGAAAGUUGAGGAACGGCGGAAUGGACGAUCGAACGGAACAAGUCACCGUCGGAGAUUUGGAAAAGGCCAUCCAAGUGUUGGGACCUUUGGGUUGUGGGUACAAGGUCGUUUCGUCGAACGGAGUCGAGAAUCACUCCGACGCUGGCGCAAAAUCUUCGGCCUCGGCCUCGGCGAACUCGAACGCGAUCAUCAAGUUGGUGCAAUGUCGACCCCAAGCACUCGAUACGGAUUCGUUCGUCGUUGUACAACUCGCGACGGAGAAAGGUUACCUCACGGUAGAGGAUCUGGCUAGGAUCAAGAUGGGCGAAGGGUGGGGGGCCGAGAGGUGCGAGAGGGCGCUCAUCAAGGGCGUCGAGAGUGGGCUCUGUUGGGUCGACGAUGGUGGGGAGGGGGAGGGGGAGAAGAGGUACUAUGUUGCUGGCCUGUGGGCGUUCUGA
Microbotryum saponariae is the source of this 930-nucleotide messenger RNA. NCBI's taxonomy places the organism in Eukaryota, Fungi, Basidiomycota, Microbotryomycetes, Microbotryales, Microbotryaceae. The record is from the annotation of a GenBank genome assembly.